Messenger RNA from Camellia sinensis, 1035 nucleotides. The record is from RefSeq and is a predicted model, not a curated record. Lineage: Eukaryota; Viridiplantae; Streptophyta; Magnoliopsida; Ericales; Theaceae.
AUUGUAAUCCACACACUUUGGUGAUUGUACAUUUGAAAUAGUGAUCAACUCUUCAUUGCUCUUGAUGAGAUAUUGUCCUUCCAUGUAAUUUUUUGUUUUAUUGAAGGUCAAAACUUAAUUCUUGCCAUCCUUCUUUACUAACUGCAUUUUGUUUAUAUUUCUUUGGCAAAUAGAUUCUUGGAGAUAUCUGGGCAGAUAAAAUUAGUGGGAAACUAGUAUUGGGUUUUGGAGUGAUCUGGUGGUCAGCUACAACAGUUUUGACACCUAUUGCUGCCAGAGUUGGGCUUCCUUUCUUGCUUGUCAUGUGUGCCUUUAUGGGGAUUGGUGAGGUUAGCCUAUUCUUAUGCUCCUUUGAGGUGCUUUUAUGGUUUACUGGACUAUGAUGAGCUUCACAUUCCCGUGUUUCAUCCUUCAAUUUGGGGUUUCUUCCAAGUACUCUUCAACCAUCUCCAGAAACCAUGGUUUUUUUGUCUUCUCCACCAACAAAAGAAGAUAUAGUACACCUAAACCCUUAUUGUCUCAACAGUCAAGUGAAGCAGAGUUACUGGUGGUGGUUGGCGGUGGAGCAGCAGGAAUUUAUGGAGCAAUUAGGGCUAAAACCAUUGCACCAAAUCUGAAUGUGGUUGUUAUUGAAAAAGGGAAGCCCUUGUCAAAGUUUAAAAUUUCUGGAGGUGGCCGAUGCAAUGUGACAAAUGGGCAUUGUAGUGACAAUUUGAUUUUGGCAGAACAUUAUCCUAGGGGUAAUAAGGAACUAGGCUCUUUCUUCAGUAUGCAUGGUCCCAAGGAUACCAUGUCCUAGUUUUCUGAUCUUGGGGUGAAACUGAAGGUCAUCUAGAAACUACACACUUUUGCUUUCUUUCUUCUACUUCAUUUAUGCUGUUAAUGUUUUCUUUUACAAUAUCAUGAAUUGGCUUCAGUCAUUUAUGCUUAGAAUCAAGUGUUACCAUUCUGGUGUCAGACUGAGGAUGAUGGAAGGGUAUUUCCAAUCAGUAACAACUCAUCUUCUGUAGUCGAUUGCCUUUUGUCAGAAGCAAA